Molecule: messenger RNA, 795 nt
Organism: Magnolia sinica
Lineage: Eukaryota; Viridiplantae; Streptophyta; Magnoliopsida; Magnoliales; Magnoliaceae
Product: receptor-like protein EIX2
Exons: 2
Coding region: 1-795 (264 amino acids)
Molecular function (GO): protein binding
Source: RefSeq, a predicted model, not a curated record
AUGGUGGAUUUAGCGGUCCUUGAUCUCUCAUACCAUAAAUUAACUGCAGAACUUCCUCAGUGUUUGGGAAAUUUGACUAGCUUGUUUGCAAUGGAUUUUGCAAAAAAUAAUAAGCAUGGACGUAUUCCUGAAUCUUUAGGUUUUAUGCUUGAGCUGGAAUGGUUGCGGUUGCAUAGCAAUAAUUUUUCAGGUGAGCUUCCUACGUCAUUGAGAAAUUGCACCAUUUUGACAGCUAUCGAUCUUAGUGAGAACAAAUUCUCUGGAAACAUACCAACAUGGAUAGGGGAAAGCCUAUCAAAUGUCUAUAUUCUCAACCUUUUGUCAAAUAUGUUUUUUGGAACUAUUCCUCCACAUCUGUGUUGUCUUACUUAUCUUCAGAUCUUGGAUCUCGCACAUAACAAGCUAUUAGGAGCCAUACCAAGGUGUUUAAGCAAUUUCAGUGCCAUUGUUACAAAGGAGCAUAAAAGUGAAACGAUUGUGGGGAUGGAAUAUCAUGAUGAAGAUGAAGAUGAUUUGUUAGGUUAUAAGGAAAACAUAACAGCGGUUAAAGAAUUAGCACGUCUAUCUGAGCUACAAGGUUUGAAUUUGUUUGGGAAUCAUUUGAAGAGAAACAUUCUAAAGAAAAUUUAUGUCUUGAGACACUUAGAGUCUUUUGACCUGUCGUGGAAUCAACUUUCUAGUACUAUUCUGCAGAGCUUGCCAACAUUAAAUUUCUCAAGUAGUCUCGAUCUCUCACAUAAUAAACUAUUCAGGCUUUUGCUUCCAAAAGAGUGUCCAAAAGAUAAGAUGUCUUAG